Messenger RNA from Cimex lectularius (bed bug), 942 nucleotides. It is a transcript of the gene zetaCOP, whose product is annotated as coatomer subunit zeta-1. The record is from RefSeq and is a predicted model, not a curated record. The transcript is spliced from 5 exons. Lineage: Eukaryota; Metazoa; Arthropoda; Insecta; Hemiptera; Cimicidae. Bases 72 to 608 code for a protein of 178 amino acids. Gene Ontology annotation, cellular component: COPI vesicle coat. Gene Ontology annotation, biological process: intracellular protein transport; retrograde vesicle-mediated transport, Golgi to endoplasmic reticulum; intra-Golgi vesicle-mediated transport.
CCUUUCCAAGGAGGUUCUGAUGCUUCUGUUCAGCUAAACUUGGGCCGCUUGACAUACACGUCAUCUCAACUAUGGAAGGACUGUUGCUGGAUCCGACUUUGUACACUGUCAAAGGAAUUGCUAUAUUGGACAAUGACGGCCACCGGGUCUUGGCAAAGUACUACGACUCGCAGAUAUUCCCAACCGUCAAGGAACAGAAGGCUUUUGAGAAAAACCUCUUCAACAAGACGCACAGGGCUAAUGCUGAGAUCAUAAUGCUCGAUGGGCUCACUUGUGUCUACAAGUCGAACGUCGAUCUCUUUUUCUACGUCAUGGGCAGCUCUCAUGAAAAUGAACUGAUUUUGAUGAACGUACUCCAAUGUCUUUACGACUCGAUAAGCCAGAUCUUGAGGAAGAACGUCGAGAAAAGGACGGUCUUUGACAAUUUGGAAAUCGUCAUGCUUGCGAUGGAUGAAAUCUGUGACGGAGGGAUUUUGCUUGAAUCUGAUGCAUCGAGUGUCGUCCAACGGGUAGCCUUGAGAACAGACGACAUCCCACUGGGCGAACAGACAGUGGCUCAGGUUCUACAAAGUGCUAAGGAACAACUGAAGUGGUCGCUGUUAAAAUAAAUCCAAGGAGAAUAUUUGUUGAUAAAGAUGUAAAUAUUAUUAUUAUUAUUGAAUAAAAAAGAAGCUGUAAUAGCACUUAAAUGAAUGUUAUGAAGAAAUAUUCCAAAUGUGCAAUUAAUUGCAUAACAUUAAAGCGAUUGUUCAUUUUGAUAUAAUAAUUUAUUGAUAUAAAAGAGUAUUAAAGAUUUUGUACAUACAAACCCCUCUAAAUUUCCAUUCCUUUCUUACAUAAUUAAUGUAAAAAGUUUAAAAAUCUGUACAAUACUGCUGAUGCAUAUCUUAAGCAGUUAAAUUUACAAAUAAAAUCGAUCAACGCUGCAUAUAUAAAAGUUAA